AUGUCACAAUUAGAAAAGAUCAUUGAAAAGAAAAAGGAGGAAUUAGAACGUUGUAAAAGAAUGCAUCAAGAAUUGCAAGACAAAUUUGACAGGAUUUCCCUUGAGAAAGGAUCAAUAUUAAAACCCACUGAGGUAACGAAGAAACAUAUCAAGAAACUAAAAGAAUACAAUGAAUUGAGAGAUAUUGGGUUACGUCUAGCUCAGCAGAUCUCCAAUGAGAGAUCCUGCAAAGUUAAAGUUAUAUUUGAUGAAAUGGGGUAUUCCAUGAAGGAUGAAUGUCAGAGUUAG
Molecule: messenger RNA, 288 nt
Organism: Naumovozyma castellii
Lineage: Eukaryota; Fungi; Ascomycota; Saccharomycetes; Saccharomycetales; Saccharomycetaceae
Gene: SAE3
Product: Sae3p
Exons: 2
Coding region: 1-288 (95 amino acids)
Source: RefSeq, a predicted model, not a curated record